Messenger RNA from Onychostruthus taczanowskii (white-rumped snowfinch), 874 nucleotides. RefSeq names its product coiled-coil domain containing 115 (gene VMA22). The coding region runs from base 65 to 685 and encodes 206 amino acids. Gene Ontology annotation, biological process: vacuolar proton-transporting V-type ATPase complex assembly. The transcript has 7 exons. NCBI's taxonomy places the organism in Eukaryota, Metazoa, Chordata, Aves, Passeriformes, Passeridae. The record is from RefSeq and is a predicted model, not a curated record. Gene Ontology annotation, cellular component: extrinsic component of endoplasmic reticulum membrane.
GGUGCCGGGGCGAGCUGCAAUUGGACGAGGCGGGGCCGGGCCUGAGACCGCGCUGAGGGCGGCGAUGGACGGGUCGCUGUCGCUGUCCCUGGACGCGGCCGCGCUGGAGGUGAUGGAGGCGCUGGAGCUGCUGCAGCAGCGGCGGGAGCAGCUGGAGCAGCACCUGCGGCAGGGGUGGCUGUCCCUGGCUCAGGCCCGUUACUCCCUGGGUUGUCACCGCGUCUCGUCCCUGCAGUACGGGGCCACCAUGGUGCCCCGAGUCCGUGUGUGCCACAGGCAGGACCCGGAGGGAUGCCCCCACUUUGAGGAGGUGCCUGGAACAGGGGGAGACCCCGAGGACCGCGACCCCCAGCAGGAGGGGGGUGACGGUCUGCGGCAGCGUCGGGGAGCCCCCGAAAAAGGGGGGACCCCCAGCCGGCCCCCCCCGGACCCCCUGGGCUGGUUUGGGGUCCUGGUGCCCCCCAGUCUGCGGCAGGCCCAGGGCAGCUUCCAGAGGGGGGUGACGCUGGCCGUGGAGGUGGCCGAGCUCCAGGCCACCAUGGAAGCUGCGGCCGCCCGGUACCGGCAACUCCUGCGGCAGAAACGUCACCUGGCCGGGGUCAGCGGGGACAGCCAGAGCCCCACUGGAACCCCUGGGGACAGCAAGGACACCGAGCGUGACACAGUGACCUCAGCGACUGCGUGAACGAACACCGAGGACACGUCUGCAGGUGACACAGCUGCCACCAGUGACAUGGAGGACAGCAGCACCUGCCUGUGGGUGACACCUGUCCCCAAGGGUGACACAGGACUUUGCAGGUGACACCGAGCUCCGCACAGGACUGAGGGGGGGUCCCCCCAUGUCCCAGUCCCCAAUAAAGCCACCCUGCUGCCA